This is a messenger RNA of Penaeus monodon (black tiger shrimp), 309 nucleotides long. RefSeq lists its product as uncharacterized. Gene Ontology annotation, molecular function: peptidase inhibitor activity. The coding region runs from base 22 to 309 and encodes 95 amino acids. Gene Ontology annotation, cellular component: extracellular region. Lineage: Eukaryota; Metazoa; Arthropoda; Malacostraca; Decapoda; Penaeidae. The transcript is spliced from 3 exons. The record is from RefSeq and is a predicted model, not a curated record.
GGCGUUGUCGUCGAGAGACGAAUGGGCGUUGUGGGAGGCCACGGCGGCCUGGCGGGAGGAAGCAAGAGCUGCAGGUACUGGUGCAAGACGCCUCAGAACCAGGCGUAUUGCUGCGAAGACGAGAGCGACCCCGUCUCGCAGCCCUUCGUGAAGCCGGGCAGAUGCCCGCCCGUUUCGACCGCAGUGCCCGCCCUGCCCCCCGCCAGGUCAGGCUUCCGCCCCCCCAACGACUGCCCCGGCCGCGAGAAGUGCUGCUAUGACACCUGUCUGCAGCACCACACCUGCAAGGCCCCCGGCAGCACCUGGUAG